AUGGGGGUCAAGUCGGCUGAGAAGCCGCAAUACGAGUUUCUAGGACCUCCAGGUGCUGCAUUUAUAGUUUUCGGACUGCCGCUCCUUACCUACGCCAGCGUUUUUCUUUGCAACGAUGUCUCGGGUUGUCCUGCACCGGCCCUCCUGGAUCCCAAGAGCUUGACUCUUGCAAAACUCAAGGCACAAAUCCCAUGGCCAGAAGAAGGUCUUAUCGGCCUGUUCGAUGCAGGAGUCAUGGCGUGGACUUUGGGAUACUAUGCAGUCAGUCUGGUAUUGCAGCUAUGUCUACCAGGUGAAGAAGUAUACGGGUCAACACUUGCAACAGGGGGAAGGCACCACUACAAAUUCAAUGCGUUCAACUCUGCAGUUCUUAUAUUUGCCGGUCUAGCUGUCGGUACCGCAAUCCAGGGUGCGGAUUUUGUGGUCUGGACCUUCAUCUGGGACAAGUUCCCCCAAUUGCUCACGGCGAAUCUGGUCAUCUCCUACGUCUUAUCCGCAUAUGUCUACCUGGCUUCCUUCGGCGUCCCUCGAGCUGGGCAGCCCAACCCGCAGCACCGCGAAUUGGCCCAUGGUGGGCAUACUGGCAACAUGCUCUAUGACUUCUUCAUUGGUCGAGAGCUAAACCCCCGACUCACGGUGCCUAGCUGGGUUCCUGUUGCGGGAGGCCAGGUCUUCGACAUCAAAGUCUUCAUGGAGAUGAGGCCCGGCUUGCUGGGUUAUAUCAUACUCGAUCUUGCAUUCAUUGCUCAUCAAUACAAGGAACAUGGACAUGUGACGGAUUCCAUCAUAUUGAUCACCUUUUUCCAAGCACUGUACGUCCUUGACGCUCUCUACAUGGAGCCGGCAAUCCUCACCACAAUUGACAUUAUCCGCGACGGGUUUGGGUUCAUGCUUGCCUUUGGAGAUCUCGUAUGGGUGCCAUUCAUUUACAGUCUUCCAGCACGUUAUCUGGCCGUCUAUCCGUUCUCCCUGGGAAUCACUGGUAUUGUAGGCGUCCUGGCGGUCCAGUUCCUUGGUUAUUACAUCUUCCGUUCAGCCAACAACGAGAAGAACCGUUUUCGUACGAAUCCCAGCGAUCCGCGAGUCUCACAUCUCGAAACCAUCUCCACGGAAUCAGGUUCGAAACUGCUUGUUUCUGGCUGGUGGGGUCGUGCUCGUCAUAUCAAUUACUGCGGCGAUUGGAUCAUGUCUUUUAGUUACUGUUUGCCCACCGGUAUUGCUGGUUAUGUUAUCCACACAUACACCAACCCGGUUACUGGAGCGGUGACGAGGGAAGUGAAGCAAGGGGCGGCAAGAGGCUGGGGGAUGAUCUUUACCUACUUCUACAUCGUCUACUUUGGUGUCUUGCUAGUCCACAGAGAGUUAAGAGACGAGGAGAAAUGCCGACAAAAGUACGGCAAAGAUUGGGAACGCUACUGCAAGCGGGUCAAAUGGAGAAUCAUCCCAGGCAUCUAUUGA
This is a messenger RNA of Exophiala xenobiotica, 1458 nucleotides long. RefSeq lists its product as uncharacterized. Bases 1 to 1458 code for a protein of 485 amino acids. Gene Ontology annotation, biological process: ergosterol biosynthetic process. Gene Ontology annotation, molecular function: Delta14-sterol reductase activity. The record is from RefSeq and is a predicted model, not a curated record. Lineage: Eukaryota; Fungi; Ascomycota; Eurotiomycetes; Chaetothyriales; Herpotrichiellaceae. Gene Ontology annotation, cellular component: endoplasmic reticulum membrane. The transcript has 3 exons.